This is a messenger RNA of Mollisia scopiformis, 2700 nucleotides long. RefSeq lists its product as uncharacterized. The transcript is spliced from 2 exons. Lineage: Eukaryota; Fungi; Ascomycota; Leotiomycetes; Helotiales; Mollisiaceae. Bases 129 to 2456 code for a protein of 775 amino acids. The record is from RefSeq and is a predicted model, not a curated record.
UGUCAAUACUCAGAUAUUACUUUAUGGGAACAAAAUCGGCACAAUCUGUCCCAAAACAAUUGACUCUGGCUCUACCGUGAGCUGUCAAUUUCUCGAUUUUGAAAAGCCUGCGACAACAUUCUACAAAAAUGCUCAAUUGGUGGUUGGGAAAGCCUGCGGGGAGGAACCGCGUUGAAGAUGAAAAUGCAGAGUUACUGGAUGCACCAGAAACUCCAGCCCCAGUUUUCGCUGCCCGGGCCUUGAAGAGUGCUAUAUUUGGUACGCCAGCUCGUCCUGACGAUACUAUCUACGACGACCUCGACAGGACAAUGCCAAAGGAUGAUAGAAGUUCGCAGGCACGAAGCAUGUCUCCGACCAAGCCGUCUGGUAUUCUUUUGACACCGGGUACGGCAAUGGGUCGACGCAAGACGGUAUCUUUCGACCAUGAAGUUGCGGACCAGGAGAACGAGAGUAAAACUCGUGUGAAACCUAGCAGCAAAAGUGGAAUACCAGAUGAUUGCCCCGGAAAGUUCCCAAGUCCUUGGAUUCCAAAGAGCGAAGCGCGAAAGGCGAGACGAAGAACGUCUUUGACACAAGCUUUGGAGGAUGCUCGAGGACAGAAGUCUGAAAAAAGCCGUUUGGAGGUCAGGCGACGAUCAUCGGACUCUGAAGCGGCACCUCAGCCUGCACCAAAAGAGGAAAUCCCCCAUACAACAGUGUCGAGCCAAUCACUGAAGCCUGAAGUUGACAGUCAAGAUUUCCUGAAGGAACCAACCAAAGAGGCUGGAGUCGAUAGCGACAUGACGGUGGACCUGAACGAACCACACUCUAAGUCUGGCAAGUUUUGGAAAUCAGAAUACGAACGCUAUCAGGAGGAUAUUCGUGUUGAGAUCACCAAGCUAACCAACUACAAGAAUCUGGCCAAAUCGUAUGCUCAUUCCAAAGAUGCACAGGCUAUGAAUCUUGCAGUGAAGCUGAAAGAAGAGCAAGCUAAAGUGAUUGAGAUGGAAAACAAAAUAUCGAAAUUAUCCUUCAAGAUCGCAAGACUGGGACGAGAGGGACGAGAUGACGACGCGCCGGUUUUGAUCAAAGAGCUCGCCAGACAAACUGCUCUGGCGGUGCAAUACAAAGGUCAGGUUGAAGAGUUCCGAGUUGCAUUAGAAGAAAAUGGCAUUGAGAUCAGCCCUCAGAAAGGGGCCAGCAAGGGAGAGACGGGGUUUGCUUCGCCACGGACGGAACAAACAAUUCUUGAUACUCGCCGCGAACUCAGAAAGGCGAGAGCUCAGUUGAAAGACAUGGCUGCUUUUCGAGAAGAAUUGCAAUCGCUGCAUCAAGCCCUGUCUGAUGCAAAGAAAGCUUCAACAAAGCUUGAAGCUGAGAACACCAAAUUGACCCAGGAACUACUCCAUUCGGAUUUACGUCUUGCGACGCAUCUUGAGAAAUGCGAAGCGAAGGAUCAUCAAUCGGAUGAGCACAAGCUAAAGAAAGACGAGGCAAUCCAGAAUUUGCAGAGAGAUUAUGACCAGUUGAAAGAGCAAGCCAAGUCAAGUCGUCGAGAUGCAGAGCAACUCCUGAAGAAGCGUCAAGAGCAGAUAGUUGAUCUGAGGAAGGAACUUGCGUCAGUGCGUGGCUCCGAUUUCACUGUCAAAGAGCUCCAGCAGGCAUUACAGAAGAAAGACCUCGAGCAUGCACAAGAGGUAGAAAAGUACAAGAAGCAGAUCGAGGACUUGAAGAGGUCGCAGGAAACAGGAGCAAGCUUCGCGCGAAGACUAGAGGAGAAGACGGACAACAAGGAGGAUAUAAUUCUCCCACCAAGAGAAUGGUAUCCGCCCAAAGCUUCUCCUAUACGAGAAAGUCAGAUUCCAGUCCCCGCGUCAACGAUUUCUCGACCCCUGAAGACAUUCUCCUCAAGGUCAUCAUUACAUGAGGACUCCCUGCACACACCACGACCCCGAGCAUCACAUCCCGCAUUGUCGGAGAUAAUCAAUAAUGCCAACGUAGACACCUUACCUCCUCAGCGAUACGGUCCUGUUCAACACACGCCAAUGGGUCCCACAACACCGCUUUCGGAUCAAUUCCCAAUGACCGUUAAAUCACCAGAACUGACAAUGCCAUGCUUCGAGUCAACACAACUGGUUGAACCUGCCAAAGGUGUCCACGCCCGGAAUUGCAAUGCUAGUCCCAGACCGUCGAUGUUCAAUAUAGCAUCUAGUCCUCCAAAAGCGGCUUUAAUGCGAACUCAUACCGCGAAUGGCCUCUCACGGCAACGAUCUAACAAUGAUCUCGGCUCCCGUCGACUUGCCGAUAUCAAUUCCAGUAGACUUGCAGAUGCCAGUCGUCUACCUGCUCUGGAGACGACCAAGACGAAAGUUCCAAUUCCCCCGGAAAGAGUUGCAGCUGCGAAAGCACGAUUAGAGGCGAAGGCAGCGGAAAAGAAAAAAGCUGCGGAAGCAGGAAAGGAGAAUGUUAAGGCGUGAACAUGGUUUGGUAGCAUUCUUUGAGGCGUUGAUGUGUUCUGUAAGCAACUUUAUUUGCAGGCUAGAAUUUUGCGUUUGCUGGAGUCUUGUGGUACCGAUACCUAUUUGUGGGCUCUUAUUGUAGAGCGAAGGAGUUGAGGGGAGUUCGGAGAUUCGAUGGUCCGCUGUGUGAUUUUGAAAAUAUGUACAUUGUUCUCCAAGAAACCACAGCAGAUAAAGUCCUAAUUUCUAUCCAGCAUUCCAC